Zootoca vivipara (common lizard) is the source of this 3615-nucleotide messenger RNA. RefSeq names its product integrator complex subunit 6-like. NCBI's taxonomy places the organism in Eukaryota, Metazoa, Chordata, Lepidosauria, Squamata, Lacertidae. Gene Ontology annotation, cellular component: integrator complex. The record is from RefSeq and is a predicted model, not a curated record. Gene Ontology annotation, biological process: snRNA 3'-end processing.
GCCCCCGAGCGCCGGCUCGGCCGGGCGGAGGCGAGAGCCUCUCAGUUGCUCUGUGCGGCUCGAGCGAGGCAGUCGCACGCGCAACAGCCGCUCUUCGUCGCCGCCUUGCCCGGGCCUCCCUGGGAGGACCAUGCCGAUCCUGCUCUUCCUCAUCGACACGUCCGCCUCCAUGAACCAGCGGGCCUACCUGGGCACCAGCUACCUGGACGUGGCCAAGGGCGCCGUCGAGCUGUUCAUGAAGCUGCGCGCCCGCGACCCGGCCAGCCGCGGCGACAGGUACAUGCUGGUCACUUUCGACGAGGCGCCCUAUUGCAUCAAGGCUGGCUGGAAGGAGAACCAUGCCACUUUUAUGAAUGAACUGAAAAAUCUGCAAGCGUCGGGACUGACCACGCUCGGGCAGGCCCUCCGAUCUUCGUUUGAUUUGCUCAACCUCAACCGAUUGGUGUCUGGAAUAGACAACUAUGGACAGGGAAGGAACCCGUUCUUUUUAGAGCCCUCGAUUUUAAUCACCAUCACGGAUGGAAACAAGUUGACAAAUACGGCCGGCGUGCAGGAGGAGCUCCACCUUCCUCUGAAUUCUCCCCUGCCUGGAAGUGAGUUAACCAAAGAGCCGUUUCGCUGGGACCAGAGGCUGUUUGCCCUCGUGCUGCGCUUACCCGGAGCCUCUUCGGUGGAGCCCGAACAGCUAGGAAGCGUCCCGACAGACGAGUCUGCCAUUACACAGAUGUGUGAAGUCACAGGAGGACGUUCCUAUUGCGUUCGGACGCAGCGGAUGCUGAACCAGUGUUUAGAAUCUCUCGCUCAGAAAGUCCAGAGCGGGGUCGUCAUCAACUUUGAGAAAUCGGGUCCCGAUCCACCCUACAUUGGGGAAGAUGGACUUGUCGAUGUCACCAGGCCUAUCAAUUCUUUUGGUUCUCAGCCAUGGCACAGCUGCCACAAGCUCAUCUACGUGAGGCCUAAUCCGAAAACGGGUGUUCCUGUCGGGCACUGGCCAAUUCCAGAAUCCUUUUGGCCCGAUCAGAAUUCGCCAACAUUGCCUCCCCGGACUGCCCACCCUGUUGUGAGGUUCUCCUGCAUGGAUUGCGAGCCCAUGGUGAUCGACAAGCUCCCCUUUGACAAGUACGAGCUCGAACCGUCGCCUCUCACGCAGUACAUCUUGGAGCGGAAGUCGCCCGGGGUGUGCUGGCAGGUGUUUGUGAGCACCAGCGGCAAGUACAGCGAGCUGGGCCACCCCUUCGGAUACCUGAAAGCCAGCACCACCCUGACGUGCGUCAAUCUCUUUGUCAUGCCCUACAACUACCCCGUCCUCCUCCCCCUGCUAGACGACUUUUUCAAGGUUCACAAGCUGAAACCCAAUCCGAAGUGGCGGCAAUCUUUGGACAACUACUUGAAAACUAUGCCUCCGUACUACUUGCUGCCGUUAAAGAAAGCCCUAAGGAUGAUGGGAGUUCCGAAUCUGAUCUCGGAUAAUUUAGAUUACGGACUUAGCUACAGUGUGAUCUCGUACCUGAAGAAACUCAGCCAGCAGACGAAAAUUGAGUCGGAGAGGAUCAUUGGGUCCGUGGGCAAGAAAGCGCCCCAGGAGACGGGCAUUAAAGUCAAGAACCACGCCAGCGGCCUCUCGCCAAUCCAGAACCGGGAUUUCAAACAGCUGCUGCGAGGGAUCUCGGGGGAAUCGCCGCUCAGGCUGUCAGAAACGAGCGCCAAGGAAUUUGCCGGCUUCCACAUAGGGCUCUUCAACAAGGAUCUGAAGCCGCAGGCUUACAGGAACGCUUACGAUAUUCCUCGCCGCAGCCUUUUAGACCAGCUGACUCGCAUGAGGACGAACCUGCUGAAAACACAUAAGCUCAUUCUGGGCCAAGACGAAGACUGCCUUCAUAGUGUUCCUGUGGCUCAAAUGGGGAACUACCAGGAAUACCUGAAGAUGAUGCCCGCUCCACUACGAGAAAUUGACCCAGACCAGCCCAAAAGACUCCAUACUUUUGGGAACCCUUUUAAGCAGGAUAAGAAGGGCAUGAUGAUCGACGAAGCGGACGAGUUUGUCGCUGGUCCCCAGAACAAAGUCAAGCGCCCAGGAGAGCCCAACACGCCGGCUUCUCUGAAAAGGAGGCGCAGCUUGUCUCCGCUGCUGAGACGGCCCCAGUCCCCCCCGGCGAUAGCCAACCACGUCAGUGGGAAGGGCCCCCCUUCUGCUUCAGGAGCCCCAGCGAACCCCACCCUCAAAGCCAUGCCAGCUCUCAAUGAUCCAAACAGCAACGUGGUCCCGGAUAGCAACGCCGAGAAGAAAGCAGAGCACUUCCAGUCCCCGGACAGGCAGGGAGAUGGGCUGCCUGUGCCGGCAAUGGCCUUGAUCCCCCCGCCCCCGGCCGCCCUGGCGGACGAUGACCUGCCCGGCGAGGAGGUGGACUCCCUGCCCUGCGAGCUGAAUUGCCUCGGGGAAGACGGGUUAGAUCUCCGGCCUGUUGCCGGCUCCCUGCUUCGCCGGCCUGUCAGCUACAGCGUGUCUUCAGGGGACGCCAAACUCCUGCCCGGAUCCGCACCCGGGGCCGCGCCCCACGCGGUGAAGCUCACGCCCAGCAUGUUUGAAGGGAGCAACGAAGUGAUCAAAAUCAAAGUGAUGAAGGAGGUCCGCAAGCCCGGGAGAAAUUUCGAGAAGAUUUUCUCUCUCCUCGAAGAAGUUCAAGGCCCUGUUGAAAUUCAGAAAUAUUUCAUUGAGUUUGCCAUCAAGGAAGCAGCAAGGUUUAAAAAGCGGGUGUUAAUCCAGCACUUGGAGAGAAUACUCGAGGAAAUAGACUUUGCCAGCCUGCACCACAGAGUUAAUCAUGUUAACAGUAGAUAAUAGCGCCCCAGCGAGACGAGAGCAAGUUUGCUACGUGGAAGAGGACGCGGCAGCGGGGGCUGCUUUUCUGCUGGAGUCCGAGAAGAAGGGUGGCGUUUUGACCUUUGCAAGCCUCUCUCGAUGGAAACCGGGCUGUGACCUCGAAGGACUUGCUGCAAGGGGGGCCUGGCGUCCCCGCAUUGAAGGGCCUGAUUCUGCUCAAGGGGCUAAAGGGAAAAACACUCCGUGCUGCCCUCGGCCGCAGGUGAUAAGAAUUUACUCCUUUACGCUUUUUAAAGAGCUGCUUUAGGCGACAGGUCGGAUCUGGCCAAAGAGAAAGGCAUAGACGUUUGAUCUGCAUUUGUUCGGAGAGAGUCUUGGUUCAGAAAGGGGGUAAAAGAGAGAGAGAGAGAAAUCAAUCCCUUCGUGACGGCAGCGCGCAUUGCUGCUGCUACAGACACGGAGGCAGAACCUCCGGGGAACCGGUAGCCGACCCGGGCGCGAGUUUUCAGGGUGACGUUGCAUUUGAGAAUAAAGAAACUGUUGAAACUGGGUUGAGGAAAAGCAACCUGCCUCAGCCUCUCUUCUCUUUUGUCUGCAGACUUUAUGAAAAGCGCGUGGCAUUCAUCUUCUCUUUCAUCUUGUGAAGAGGACGGAGUCUCUUCACGUGGACUUUGACCUCAGAAACGCUUAGAAGGGAUCUUUGUUUUUUUUUUAAAAAAACGAAACGAAAUACCCCCCAAAUAUUAUGUGUGUGUGUGUGUGUGUGUUCUACUUUUUAAACGUUCACACGAAAA